AUGGCCACAAAUGACGAUGCCAAUUCCUCCCUGACCCCUGAUCCAGGAACACUGUCAACCGGCAACCUAGUCUCCUCGCGGAUUCAAUCACCCACGCCUGCCGAACAGAACAGCGGGAAGCGCCGUAACGGACAAAAAACUGGUGAUCAGAAGCAGAAAAGAAUAAGGAAGGUUGAGGGCUGUGGAUGCCGACAACCACAGCCUUAUAAUGGAAGCCAAAGCACCCUUGAACUGCUUACUCUUAUCACUCGCGAGCCCCUGGCUGAGGAUGUUAUUACUGUUAAUAACCUUGGCUUACUCGAAAAAGCCCUUGGGGAACAGUUCUCAAAACUAGUUUUCUAUUCUUUAGGACCUAGCCGAGUAUCAUGGGACAUAUUUUGCGAGUUCCUACAGAAGAAUUCUCAAAAAAUGGUUGAUGUUUAUGACUAUUCAAUUACCAAGGAAUCCAAACGAACUGAGAGACGUGCUGUGCUAUACAAACAGUUAUUGAACACUGGAUACAGCCGCGGGAUUCUCGAACAGCUUUAA
Messenger RNA from Aspergillus ochraceoroseus IBT 24754, 528 nucleotides. RefSeq lists its product as uncharacterized. The coding region runs from base 1 to 528 and encodes 175 amino acids. NCBI's taxonomy places the organism in Eukaryota, Fungi, Ascomycota, Eurotiomycetes, Eurotiales, Aspergillaceae. The transcript has 2 exons. The record is from RefSeq and is a predicted model, not a curated record.